Messenger RNA from Microdochium trichocladiopsis, 519 nucleotides. Its product is annotated as Ctr copper transporter. Gene Ontology annotation, cellular component: plasma membrane. Gene Ontology annotation, biological process: intracellular copper ion homeostasis; copper ion transmembrane transport. The record is from RefSeq and is a predicted model, not a curated record. Gene Ontology annotation, molecular function: copper ion transmembrane transporter activity. The coding region runs from base 1 to 519 and encodes 172 amino acids. The transcript is spliced from 2 exons. NCBI's taxonomy places the organism in Eukaryota, Fungi, Ascomycota, Sordariomycetes, Xylariales, Microdochiaceae.
AUGGCCAUGGUCUUCUUCCAGUCUGUCACCUCGCCGCUCUUCUCCAAGGCCUGGACCCCCGCCGACCCGGGAGCCUACGCAGGGACGUGCAUCUUCCUGAUCGUGCUGGCAACGGUCCACCGCAUCCUCAUCGCCCUGCGCAACAUCUACUUCUGCUCCGCCGUGCUGUCGGACCCGCGGAGGACCAAGGAGCUCUCCGGCGGCAGCGGCAAUGGUGGCGCGGAUUGCUGCAACAGUAAUGGCCCCGACGACGACGCGGUGGUCGGCCCCGGAUACCGCCGCCAUCUGGGACGACGAGAGGGGUUCUGGGCGGCCCUGCGACGAGCGAGGAGGAGUUGUCCGUUCCGCACGAGCACCGAGACGGCAAGGGCCGUGGCAGAGGUUGUCAUUAGCGGUGUCGGAUAUCUGCUUAUGCUUGCGGUCAUGACUAUGAAUGUUGGAUACUUCUUGUCCGUCUUGGGCGGCAUCUUCCUGGGGGCUUUUAUGGUGGGCAGGUUCGGUGCGGAAGAUCAUCAUUGA